AUGAAUUUCCAAGCUAAUCAUAACUUUUAAGAUGAAAAAGCCCAAUACUUUCUGCAAGCUGAUCAUCAGAAAAAAGAUCGUAAUCUAAAAAAAGAUUUGAUCGAGAAUGACAGAGGACAUUCAAUGUGCGGAAUUUAAAUUUUAACUAACAAGAACGCCAUUUCUAAUUUCAAGGAAACCUACUAUCUUAUUCCAUAACAUAAUCCAAUGAAGAUAAGCUUGAUGAAAUAAACAAUCAAAGAGGAAAAGGCGACUCCAAAAACUAAUCAAAAACUUGAUUAUAAUACAGAAGAAAAAAUUAGAAGAAUCAGACAAAAUUUGCUUGACUAAAUUCCAGAUUAUAGAAGAAAGGGAAGUCUCGUGUUAUCUGACAAUAGAGAUAAAGAAUUUCUUUAUAUAAACCCAUCAAGUGAAAAAAAUUUCUAAUCUUAUGAUGAAAAAGGGAAUCGAUAUCUGAGAAGUGAUAUUUUAUACAAGUCUAUAUCAAGAGAUAUGAGAAAAUUUUAUUCAAAGGACUUUAAUGCUGUCACUGGAUUUAUCUUAAUAAAAAAUCGUCGAGAAAAACAAUUUUUUAUUCGUCAAAUUGCAGUAUAUCUAAAAUACAGAUUUCCUGAGCUCUGUUCCAAAUUCUAAGAUCAAAAUUGGAUAAUGAAUGAUGAGACUCAAUAGAUUCCAAAUGAUCUAAUAUUUUUCUUUGGAUGCUUGAUAUAUCCAAAGGAAAUGUAUAAAUCCCUAGUCACUGAUUCAGAUUAAUAUCAUGAUGUCAAUAAAAAAUAGCAAGCAAUAGAUUGUAAAGUAAAAAUCAGUAUGAUUUCUGACACUAAGAUGAAAAUGUUUCAUGAAUCACUUUAUUUAUUUUCCUUAGAGAAGCUAUAUAACUUGAUAACAACGGAGUUAUAUGCCUAUUUUUUCUGUCAUUAUUUUUCUAAGCAAGUCCUAACAACUGACUACAUUGAAAAUAAAAAACAUAAUUUAGAUGAUUCUGUUGGUAGCCAUUACCCUGCAUUUGUACUAGCGUAUAAUCUACUACUUCAAAUAAGCUAGCUUACUUUAAUAAGCGCUAUAAAGAAAAUUAAGGAGGAUCAUAAGUAGAAUUAUUAUAAGAAUCAAGUGAUUAAUUUUAUCUAAUUGCAAACAAAGCCUAUGAUACUAUUCAAGCAUAUCCCUAACUAAAAGAAAAAGAUUAAUUAAUCUAAAUCGAAGCAGUUUAAUUGCAAAGCAUCUCUUAAAAGAUUUUCUGGGACAAAACUUACUGAUCUUGAGAAAAUGUUUAGCAAAUAGAAGAAAUUUGAUAUGAUUUAAUGA
This is a messenger RNA of Stylonychia lemnae, 1305 nucleotides long. The record is from the annotation of a GenBank genome assembly. NCBI's taxonomy places the organism in Eukaryota, Ciliophora, Spirotrichea, Sporadotrichida, Oxytrichidae.